Molecule: messenger RNA, 1545 nt
Organism: Belonocnema kinseyi
Lineage: Eukaryota; Metazoa; Arthropoda; Insecta; Hymenoptera; Cynipidae
Gene: nw
Product: C-type lectin 37Da
Exons: 4
Coding region: 90-1292 (400 amino acids)
Biological process (GO): biological process involved in interspecies interaction between organisms
Cellular component (GO): external side of plasma membrane
Molecular function (GO): carbohydrate binding
Source: RefSeq, a predicted model, not a curated record
CGAGGCCAGUUCGAGAACGCGACCCUAACAUUAACAUCCGGUAUUCCGAGUCGGAAACGGAAACGACUGAUCUCGAUUACGCACGAAAAAUGAAGAUCGUCUUGCUGCUCCUCGUCGCUGUGGGCUUCGCCUCAGCCCAAAGGAUUACUACAAUCCAGUUAGAUGGCGUUCAAUAUUUCGUCUCGCGGAUGAACCCCUAUAGUCCAGAGCUGAAUUACUUUUUGGCUUAUCAGUACUGUCGGUCUUUGGGCCUACAAUUAGCGUCUUUUGAAACAAAAGAGAAGGCAGAUACGAUGACGCAGUAUCUGAAAAAUGCCGGCUACACGAAGUACGACUUCUGGACAUCCGGAAACAAGUUGGGUACCGACAUGUUCUUGUGGAUGAGCACGGGACUUCCUUUCAAUGCCACUUUCGACUACAUGUUGAAAAGGCCCGGAAACAGACCAGCUGAUGUCCCUCCCGGCACCGAACCACAAAGAGUAGCCCGUGAGAGCGGCGACAGCGGAAGUGCCGAUGGUUGCAUGGCCAUGAUGGCACCUACUUUGGGAUGGAUGGCACAAGACUGUAUGCUUGUCAAAGACUUUAUCUGCGAGCAGACAAGAUGUUACUACUACAACUACGGCAGCAUUCCAGUUUCGGCGACACAGGGAAACCGUAGACCCUACAUCACAACCACCGCCGCGCCGACCGAAACUGUCCAGGAGGAUGACGAAACCAAGCCGGAGCCAACGAAACUCAACGAAGACAAUCACAACGAAAAACCAGCCUCUUCUUCGGCGACUCAAGCCCCUGUACAACCACAUGAAGAUCCUAUAAUAAACAGACUCGCCUCCGCCUUGCCUGGUUCUGCCCGUCAUUCCACCAGCGAAAUCCGCCGGAGCCCCGAUCCCAUCAUCAUCGAGAAGAGCACCAGGGAUCACAUACCUGACAUCGCUAGUCUCUUCUCAAACACACAGACUCAGGUGCAAAAGGAUUCCGCUUUUGAUGGUCUCGAGACUCACGAGGUUCGCUCAAUCUCUCGUUCCAGUCCUAUUUUGAACGCGGAGCAUCGAGAAGAACCGGCGAAUUAUGAAAAUGCGGAAACGGAACUGCCCAACAAUGCUCUGGAAGACGCGCACACUGUUGGACCCUAUGAUUCUGUGCAGGACUUCCAGGCGGAUCAAGGCGACCUGGUGACACCGAUGAAGGAGCAGGAAGACGACUCCAGCACCAUCCUCCCGGAAGCGGAACCGGCAUAUAGGUACAACAUCAAAGUACGAUCCAACGGCAAAGUAUUAGACCCGUCCAAUUAAUCUUAUUUAUCAUCGUCAUCAUCAUUUCGAUUCUCAACAUGACGCCUCGCGUCCAGGCAACAACAGGAAUGCCAAAAGGCGUCGACAUCAUCCUCAUCCAAGACAACGGUGGAACAUGGAUUGAUAUGUUUAUAGAACCUUGGAGAAGAUUAAGAUUCUCGAAGCUGCUGCUGGCGCCACUAUUGUCUGGGCUCUUUUCAUUAAAGCAUCAAACUAUCACAUCAUGGUUCUUGAUAAUACAGGGCCUAGUCAU